This is a messenger RNA of Penicillium macrosclerotiorum, 3315 nucleotides long. RefSeq names its product cation-translocating P-type ATPase. Lineage: Eukaryota; Fungi; Ascomycota; Eurotiomycetes; Eurotiales; Aspergillaceae. The transcript has a single exon. The coding region runs from base 1 to 3315 and encodes 1104 amino acids. Gene Ontology annotation, cellular component: membrane. Gene Ontology annotation, biological process: intracellular sodium ion homeostasis; sodium ion export across plasma membrane; potassium ion import across plasma membrane. Gene Ontology annotation, molecular function: ATP binding; ATP hydrolysis activity; P-type sodium:potassium-exchanging transporter activity. The record is from RefSeq and is a predicted model, not a curated record.
AUGGAGUCCAAGCAACCCCACAGCACGCCCGACCUGGAUGUCGAGGCUGGAGGUGAAACGGUCAGAGAUGAGAGUGAUCGGACCGAGCGCGCCAUGCGUAUCACUUUCGAAGAUUCGUCGGCGACAGAGGCUGAGAGCGCCGCGAUCGACAACAUGCGGUCGAUCUAUCAGCCCCUCGGCUUCAGCCAUACUCGUUCGAUAGGGAGAGAUACCAUCCACAGCACUCGCAGCAGUAGCCAUACUGUGACGCCGGGGAAUGUUGGCAUCCCAAUUGAAUUCCGCACUCUCUCCAUCCAGAUUUCAGAAUCCCAGAAUGUCCCCAAGGAAGUUGCGGCGGAGCCUCCCCGGGAGAAGCUGCCCAACCAGGAUUACUUUGAAAGCCUCGAUUUCCAUAACAUCCCCUCCGAAAAUCUAUGCCAGCAGUUCAAUGUGGACCAGCGCACCGGCCUCACCAGCUCUGCGGCUGCCACUCGGCUCGCGCGCGAUGGCAAGAACAUUAUUGCCCAUCACAAAGAGAACUAUCUCAAAAAGUUAUUCUUCUAUGUCUUUGGUGGCUUCUGUUCCAUUCUGUGGGUCGGUGUCAUCAUCUUCUUCAUCUGCUGGCGCCCCCUGAGCAAUCCACCCUCGCCUAGUAAUCUGGCGAUGGCAAUCUUGGUCAUUAUCGUGAUUGUCCUCCAGGCCAGUUUCUCUGCAUUCCAAGACUGGUCGACUAAGCGUGUCAUGAAUUCUAUUUUGGGUCUGCUCCCAUCGGAGGCUCUUGUCCUGCGUGACGAGAAGCUGAUUCGUCUUCCGGCCUCCGACUUGGUGACUGGCGACAUUGUCCAAAUCAACAUUGGCAACAAGGUCCCUGCAGACAUGCGCCUUAUCCAAACCUCAGGCGAUGUUCGAUUCGAUCGUGCGAUUCUAACAGGCGAGUCAGACGAGAUUGAUGGCGCCACGGAGGCCACCGACGCCAACUUCCUGGAGACCCGCAACAUUGCCCUCAUGGGUACCUGUGUCACUAAUGGUAACGCCACGGGCGUCGUCGUUCUUACUGGAGCGGGAUCGGUUAUGGGGCGGAUUGCAAAGAUGACUUCGGGUGUCAAGCAGAAGCCGACGCUGAUCCAGAAGGAAAUCACUCGCUUCAUCACCAUUAUCAUAGCCCUCACCGUCUCCCUCGCUCUUUUGAUUCUAUUCACCUGGGUAGGAUGGCUUCGCAAAGAUCACCCCACUUACAUGAGUGUGGUCGCGAUGCUAAAUAAUGUCAUGGGCUGUGUUGUGGCCUUCAUUCCGGAGGGCAUGCCCGUGGGUGUGGCGUUGACUUUGAUGAUGAUUGCAAAACGCAUGAAGGCGAACAGCGUUCUGCCUAAGGGUCUGGCCACCGUGGAGACUCUUGGUUGUGUAAACGUGAUUUGCUCCGACAAGACCGGAACUUUGACGCAGAACCGCAUGUUCGUCAAGUCGCUUGGAAUGGUGGACUGGGAGUUCAAAUUGGAUGACUUAGCGACUGGAAUUGAUGUCUCCAACGGACUGGCCAAUGUUCUGCGUGCCUCGGUUCUGUGCAAUGAUGCCUCAUUCGACCCCUCAACCAUGGAUCUGCCAUCUUAUGAACGCACUGUCAAUGGAAAUGCUACCGAUGCAGCGGUUCUCCGACUCGCAGAUAGCGUUGGGGCUGCCACACCAAAGAACCUCGAUCCUUACGAACGUGUGCACCAGAUUCCAUUCAACUCCAAAAACAAAUGGAUGCUCACAAUGCAUCGUGAUCCGGAUGCUGCCAAUGGCUAUUUAAUCUAUGUCAAAGGUGCUCCUGAUGUACUCCUAGAUCGUUGCUCUUCCUACUGGUCCGCAGUACACAACGCAGUCCGCCCCUUGGAUGAAGAAGCUCGUCAGAAAUUCUCUGCCUUCCAAGCUAAGCUUUCCCGCCGUGCCGAGCGUGUCAUCGUUAUCUGCCAACGACAUUAUGUUUCGACGAAUGAGCCUGGUUCCAAUGAAUUCUCUGAUGAAAUCAUGGCCUCUGGUGUUCAGGGCCUGACUGUCCUCGGUAUUUUCGGCAUCAUUGACCCACCCCGUCCAGAGACAGCCCAAACCGUUGCAUCUUGCCGUCGUGCAGGUAUCCGGUUCUUCAUGGUUACAGGUGAUUUUGGUCUCACUGCAGCGGCAAUCGCCAGAGAUAUCGGUAUUUUUGAUGGCGCGGCAGAGCCAGACACUAUUGACGAUUUGCGGGGUGCAUACAGCGACGAGGCCAAGAAGUCAUAUUCUCGCCACAGCUUGCUUCUUGAAGGCACCAGCCUGUCUUCUUUGACUUCAGAUGAGUGGGCUACUAUCUGUGAAUAUGACGAGAUUGUCUUCGCUCGGACCAGCCCAGAGCAGAAGUUGCGUAUCGUUUCGGAGCUCCAGGCAAAGGGCAACUAUGUUGCCGUCACUGGUGAUGGUGUAAAUGAUGCACCUGCACUUCGUGCCGCAGAUGUCGGCGUUGCAAUCGGCUCUGGCAGUGACGUCGCAAUUGAGGCAGCGGAUCUGGUCCUUCUGGACCGCUUUGACUCUAUUGUGGAAGCUAUCCGUUUAGGUCGCCUGGUUUUCCAGAACCUUCAGAAGGUUAUUGCCUACCUCCUCCCUGCCGGUAGCUGGUCUGAAAUCUGGCCUGUUAUUAUGAAUGUCUUCUUCGGUGUUCCAUCACCACUGAGCUCUUUCUUGAUGAUCAUAAUCUGUGUCUUCACUGAUCUAUUUCUGUCACUUUCCCUUAUCAUGGAAAAAGAGGAAUUCGACCUGCUCAGUAUCCCACCUCGCCGUCCGAAAGAAGAUCAUCUGAUCAACCUGCGCAUCUAUGGCCAGUCAUACCUUUUUGUUGGUGUCAUGGAGGCUUUCAGCGCUCACGCCAUGUUCUUUUUGUAUAUGUGGCAGGCCGCUGGCAUUCCCUUUUCCGAUCUUGUCUUUGCCUUUGAAAAAUACACCGACGGCUUCCAUGGAUACUCACAGGAUGAGUUGACCCACUUCAACAAUGUUGGCCAAUGUGUCUACUUCGUCACCUUGGUUAUCUUGCAGUGGGGCAAUAUCCUGUCUAUUCGCAGCAAGCGUAUGUCACUGCUCCAGGCCGACCCUAUCCGCCCUGCUCGCCGUAACCCCUGGCUGCCUCUGGCUAUGCUCAUCUCACUCGUUAUCGCUAUCUUCGUUACCGAAGAGCCCGGACUCCAAAACCUCUUUGGCACCGCUUCUGUUCCGAUUAAGUUCUGGUUUAUCCCACUGGGGUUGGCACUGGGCGUGCUCGUUAUGGACGAGCUGCGCAAGGUGUUGGUUCGGCUGUUCCCCAAGGGACCAGUUGCAUGGGCCUCGUGGUAG